Rhipicephalus sanguineus (brown dog tick) is the source of this 2145-nucleotide messenger RNA. RefSeq names its product fatty-acid amide hydrolase 2-A. The record is from RefSeq and is a predicted model, not a curated record. NCBI's taxonomy places the organism in Eukaryota, Metazoa, Arthropoda, Arachnida, Ixodida, Ixodidae. The transcript has 7 exons. Bases 134 to 1744 code for a protein of 536 amino acids.
GAGACCCCUGCUGUACAACGCAGGCGCACUAUCUUUUGCUCGACACAGCCACCUCUAUCUUGCUUUCGCCGUCCGCGCUGGGUCUUAUUUCCGAUACAGCGGGCAUCCGGGACGCGAAGCCGACUGGGCGGUUAUGGCCAGCUUUAGGGAGGGGCUGCGAGCUUUGUUUCUCGAGACAUUCGUCUUCAUCUGGUGCAACACGGUGCGGCUGCUGUUCUGGCUUCGCUACCUGUGGUCAACGCCCCACAGGGCUCCCCCCGUAAAGAACGAGCUGCUCUUGAAGUCCGCCGUUCGUCUCGCUGCCGAAAUCAGGGAAGGCAAGGUCAAGAGCUCCGACGUGGUGCGGUCUUACAUUAAUCGCAUACAACAAGUGCAGCCUCUCUUGAAUGCUGUGAUUGAAGAUGCCUACGAAGAGGCUCUGCGCAAGGCCGAGGAGGUCGACAGGAUCGUGGCUUCUGGGAGCCGCACCGUGCAGCAGAUGCAGCAGGAAACGCCCCUUCUGGGAGUUCCCAUAACCACCAAGAAUUGCGUCGCCGUCAAAGGCAUGCGAUACGACGUGGGCUCAGCUUUCAGCAAGGGUCGUCGGGCUAACCAGGACGCAGUCGUGGUUUCCAGACUUCGCGCGGCCGGUGCUAUUCUGGUGGCGAUGACCAACGUCCCGGAGCAACUUCUCUGGUUCGACUGCGAGAACACGCUGGAUGGAGCCACCCGCAACCCGUACGACACACGCCGCGUUCCUGGCGGCAGCAGCGGUGGUGAAGGCAGCCUGAUCGCUGCAGCUGGGUCCAUCAUGGGAAUCGGCACUGACAUCGCCGGAAGCAUACGGCUGCCUUGUGCUUACUGCGGUAUCUUCGGGCACAAGCCAACGUCAGGUAUCGUUCCUCUUGAUGGCCUCCUUCCCGACGUUGGCACAAUGGUCAAGUACAACUCCGCCGGGCCGAUGUGUAGGUACGCAGAAGACAUGCCGCUAAUGCUCAGCGUGAUGGCCGGACAAAAAGCUACAGAGCUACGCCUGGAGAGCCAGGUUCUAAUGCGCAAUUUGAAGGUCUUCUACAUGGAGGACGAGGGUAGUGUCCUGCUGAGCAAAGUGAAAAGUGAAGCUCGCAAAGCCGUCAAGGAGGUCAUCAACUUUAUUCGCAACGCGCACGGAGUCGAGCCGAGCCGUCUGGAUGUGCCAGAGAUACGCUACAGCAUGCCGCAGUGGCUGCUGGCCUACAACGAGUCUAAGUCGCGCCCUUUGCAUGAAGUGUUUCGUCCAGGUUCCAAUGGUAUCAGCUUCUGUACCGAGCUUCUGCGCAUCCUUACCGGCACUUGCCCCAACACGGCCGCCGCGAUGUUGUUGUGCUGGGCCUCCACGCUUUCCCGGUUCAGCUCUGAAAGCGCGGUCGCGGCUUUCCGUGGAACUCUGGACCUAUUGCGAGAUCGCCUUGAAGCGCUCCUCGGAGAUGAUGGUGUCUUCAUCUUGCCAGCAACUUCGGCGCCAGCUGCAUACCACCAUCAGGACCUGUUCUUCCCCGAUGGCUUCAACUUCUUGUCCGUCUUCAACGUCCUGGAAGUUCCUGUCAGCGCGUGCCCCGUCCUUCGGACGUCGGAUGGUCUGCCUAUGGCAGUCCAAGUGGUCGCCAGCAGAGGAAACGACCGCCUUUGCUUAGCUGUUGCCAAAGAAAUUGAAAAGCAGUUUGGUGGCUGGGUAGAACCUGCCAAGUCAAAGCAAAAACUGAGCGUUAGAGGCUCACUAAUGUAAUCUAGUCUGAAAACACUGGCCGCGCACUGUAUUUCGUUUUUUUUUUUAUUUUACUUUUAGUGUUGACUAUUUCAGAUACAUUAACGUUUCCAGUCGUUUGCGGGUUUACUAGUAGCUUCCAUACGGGAUUUUCAGUCAACGUGGACCACUUUCAAAGCACGCAUACGUAAAUGUUGACGCCUCAAAUAUGCGGAGUCUUUUCCGUGCGAUUCAUUUACAGAAUAUGUUACAAAUACGCUGCUUUGUAGGCAUUGCACGACAGGAUGCAGUACGCUGAGAGUUCUUCGCAGAUAGAAUAGCCUUGCUCAUCGCAAAGACCCCCGAGGAGUUACCUAUUUGCUUUGAAAGUGUUCGUGAACAUUUCUCUGUCGUUCUUUAAGGCAAUAAAUUUUCUCAUAUUG